GCCUAGGUACCCCCACCAUUGACCAAGCACCUGUUUGCGACUCUUGCCGCCCGGGACGAUCAUCUAUCCGUACCUAGAUUCCAAAGCAGCCGGUGAUCCAGAAGACCGACACCGAGCAACUUCCAGUUCCCAACCUGGAAGUUUCGUACCCCUCGUACUGCGCUCACCUCAAUAAUACCACCACCACAUUCAACGACCAUUCAUCUGCCCUCACCCUCACCAACAAACAUACUGUAGGUUAUCUGUUGUCGCCAGCAGCCUGAUUAACGUUUCACUUGUUGCAACUCACCCUCUACAUUGCAUCAUCUUCCACUUUCCCCAAACCUUCCGGACACCACAUCCUAUUACACUCUCCGAGCGUUCUCCCUCAGCAACUUUUGCCGCCAGCCUCAGUUCUCGAGUCGUAUCCCCUUUCCUCUCCUUCUCAGCAACGGCAUUCUUGCUUCUAACCUAGUCCCAUCUCGCGACAUCCUCGUCACCAGCCUCCCAGACCAUUCAAGACCCUUUCUACGCUCCUGCAUCUGAAUUCCGGCAGCGCAGCCUUGCCCGUCACUCUUGGACCACGAAUACCCUCGGAGCCUUGCCUUCCUGUUGAAAACGAAUCAAGCGAGAGUGAGAACAAGAGGCCGUCGGGCCUGAGGAGGUCAUCAGAAUGGGUCAGAAACAAUCCAAAUUAUCCCCGCAACAAUUAGAAGAAUUGCAAAAGUCGACACAUUUCGACAAGAAGGAAUUACAGCAAUGGUAUAAAGGUUUUCUCAAAGACUGUCCAUCAGGGACAUUGACGAAAGAAGAAUUCCAAAAAAUCUACCGCCAAUUCUUCCCCUUUGGCGACCCCUCCUCAUUCGCCGACUAUGUCUUCAAAGUCUUUGACUCGGACAAAAGCGGCACAAUCGACUUCAAGGAAUUCAUCUGCGCCCUAAGUGUCACAUCAAGAGGCAAAAUGGAGGAUAAACUCGACUGGGCUUUCCAACUAUAUGACAUCGAUGGAGAUGGUAAGAUCAGUUAUGAGGAAAUGCUGGCGAUUGUGGAAGCAAUCUACAAAAUGGUCGGAUCCAUGGUCAAAUUACCCGAAGAUGAAGACACACCGGAAAAGCGAGUACGCAAGAUUUUCCGCAUGAUGGAUAAGGAUGAGAAUGGGAGUCUGGAUAUGCAGGAAUUCAAGGAGGGAAGUAAACGGGACGAGACGAUUGUUUCGGCUCUAUCCUUGUAUGAUGGCCUGGUAUAACCGGCACGACUCAAGCGAUCCUCAAGUCCAAGUGCAAGCCCCAGUUCCAGUUCCAGUCCCUCAAUCCCCAGCUGUUGUUGUGGUUGUGGUUGUUGUAGUAUUUUCGAAUUGAGCGACAUGUCGUGGGUUGCUUGCUUACUGAUUUGGUUGGUUGGUGGGUUGGCUGGUGUGUGGGUUGAUCGAUUGAGUGUGAUGGUUGUUGUUGUUGUUGUUGAUUGCUUGGAUCAUUCCUCGAAUCCCUCCUAUAUUUCCUUCUAAAACGUUGUGGCGUCGGUCGUGGUCGGGUGGGAGUCGACACGAUAUGAUGUGACCCACAACUUUCCACAACUUGGGAUUUUAACUUAUGCAGCGUCAUGUGGUGGAUGUGGUUUAGGAUGUCUAUAUGUGUUACGAAAAGAUUCUAUGCCAUGAUAUGCCUUGCCUUGCC
Messenger RNA from Exophiala mesophila, 1652 nucleotides. RefSeq names its product calcium-binding protein NCS-1. Lineage: Eukaryota; Fungi; Ascomycota; Eurotiomycetes; Chaetothyriales; Herpotrichiellaceae. Bases 653 to 1225 code for a protein of 190 amino acids. Gene Ontology annotation, molecular function: calcium ion binding. The record is from RefSeq and is a predicted model, not a curated record. The transcript has 4 exons. Gene Ontology annotation, cellular component: cytosol; membrane; intracellular membrane-bounded organelle.